Cloeon dipterum is the source of this 2820-nucleotide messenger RNA. RefSeq names its product RNA helicase Mov10l1-like. The record is from RefSeq and is a predicted model, not a curated record. The transcript is spliced from 12 exons. Lineage: Eukaryota; Metazoa; Arthropoda; Insecta; Ephemeroptera; Baetidae. Bases 341 to 2698 code for a protein of 785 amino acids. Gene Ontology annotation, molecular function: 5'-3' DNA helicase activity; ATP hydrolysis activity.
UCGCUAUUGUCACUUAUAGCCUCUUUUCCGUCACUUAUAGCAUCUGUUUACAUAUUUUUGUCACUUAUAGCAUCGUUUGUUUAGAUGCUACAAGAAGCACAACAGAUGCUAUAAGUGACGAAAAAGAUGCUAUAAGUGACAAACUCUUGUAGCAUCGGUCAAAAUAUAAACACGAGUCGUGUUUAGCGCGCAAUUUCGAACUUUGUUAGGUUGGCACGUCAGCGGCGAGGGCGGAGCCAGUGUUUGGUUACGCCGACCGUUCACCGGCCGCCAAAACCGGUAAAAUCGUGAUUUUCAGUCCGCUUUGUGAAGUGAGCAGCGGCCAUAUUGGAUUUGUCGCAUGUGCACUCCGCGUGGCUUGUUAUCACAGACAACAUAUUUCGCAUAUCCAACGAAAAUUCCAAGAAAAGGUGCCACAAUCGAAGACGAAAUGGUUGAAAUUCCUCCCACGUUCAACUGGGACCUUGUGGUGGGUGGACUCCCUCCAGGUCGAGAGAAAAACGAGCGGAACCGGAGGAGGUGUGCCAAUGAGCAUCUUGAAGGCUUUGAUAAGGAUCAAAAAGGUUGCUUCUCAGCCAGGCAUGUUGGUGUCAUUCCGGUGGCUUCCUUCAAAUUUGCAUUGCCUGAGCAUCAAGAAGGCUAUCUUGAGACUAACAGCCGCUGCCGAGAAAGGCAGUGGCAAUACCACAUUCUUGACCGGACUGAAAGAACAACACAUGAAGGGCGGCUCUUGUUCGUGAGUCGUCGAAGUGUGGCCUUGUAUGAUGUUCCGCCCAUCCCCGAUAGCUUCAUGCAAGCGGAAUCUGACAUCAGCACCACUUACGACAUGGAAAGCCACAUGACCCUGCUUGGCAUGGAAAACUGGCUAUUGGACAUGGACCGUAAGAUGACAAUGCCAAGAAUUCUUGCCUGUAUAUACCUGGACUUGGCAAAGAAAGUGACACUUCUGGAAGGUGCGUCUGGGAUGGCCCUGAUGUCCUGUACGAACCCUGGACAUGGCGCGGACAGAGCCACGUGGACGGCUAGCCUGGACUACCCGCUCUCACCAGAACGCAACUUGUGCCUGGAGUCGACCGUUGGAGAGUGGUGCAUGGUCCGCUUGGUUAAAGGUCGUCGGAAAUUAGGCAAGCUUCUCGUCUCACGUCAUGACAGUGGAACAGUGACGCUCAUGGAAGGAGACGGUUGCGAGCUGAAGCACCGAGAGAUGCUGCUGGCAAUGAGAGGGCAACCGGUUGAGCUGGAUUUUCAAGCGACGUUGGUGGCUUUCAAGCUCAAGGUUACCGGUACCAUUGAUGCCCUAUCAGCUCUCAAGGACUAUUUCGUCGGCGGUGGCCUUCAAACUGCACCACGUGGACUACCUCUUGUUUCGGACGACCACCUGGAGAGGCUUGCCAAAGGGGAAGGUUAUUACAACGGACUGCUGAAUUGUGACCAGAGAAGGGCCGUGUACGAAAUCCUCGAGCAUGCCCGGCCACACACCAUUUACUUGUUGGUGGGACCUCCUGGUACAGGAAAAACUGCCACCCUGGAUGAGGUUGUGGUCCAGGUUGCCAGGCAUCACCAAGAGAGAAGCGGACUCGAUGCAUUGGUAUUUUUUGUGGUACCCACCAACGUGGCAGUCCGAUCAACAACUGAGAGGCUGGUGCGUGCUGGGCUGGACGAGGACAUGAUCGUGCGUCUGCUCUCCGAGCAAGACUACCUGAGGAGGAAUGAUGCCCUAAGCGGAAUGUCCCAGCGUGCCACGAGGAUGAUGUAUCGGAGCACAACCAGUGUUGUAGUUGGCACACCAAUCUCAGUGGCCAGGAUUUGCAUGUCGCUCGGGGAGAGGAAUCGACCGCCGCUCAUGCUGCUGCUCGACGAAGCAGGAUAUAUGCCGGCUAGUGACGCGUUCGCAGCCAUGACGUGUAACGGUGAGGCGGUGCAGACUGUAGCAGCAGGAGACCGCUUGCAGCUCAGACCCCGGUCAUCCAGCAAAAUCGCUGAGCUGCUAGAUGGUCAAUAUAGUUUCUUCGACAUGCUGGCGGACAGUGACUACUUCCAGGAUGACGGUAUCGUGCCGAAGGUGGGAUUGGGUGUUUCGCUGACCGUGAACUAUCGGGCGCACCCACGGUUGGUCAGAGGAGUGUCUGCACUUUUCUAUCACGGAUUGAUGACUCCUGCUCGGGACUUGAUCGUUGGAGACGAGACAUUGCGUCUGCGGCACGAACUGAGAGAAGUAGGACUGGACGUUGAUGCCAACCCUCUCUACUGGGUGGACCAUACAAGCCUGAUGGAGCGCGACUUCCUGACGUCGUCGCUGUACAAUGUUGGAGAAGCUGAAGUGGUUGUCCGACUCGUCGAGUUCCUCACCUCGGUCAUCCCGCACAGACUCAUCACGGUCCUAUCACCGUACAGGAAGCAGGUGCUGCUGCUCAGGGAGAUGCUGCCUCCCACCGUCCCUACGUACACAGUGGACGAGAUUAUCGGACAAGAGCGUCCGGUAGUCAUCGUCUCACUGGUACGUAGCGACCUAAGUGAUACCGGAGUGCAGUCACACGGCCUUGGAUUCUUGAGGGAGCCGAACCGUGUUAAUGUGAUGGUGUCUAGGGCGAAGGAGCUGGCCAUCCUCGUUGGAUCAAGAGCCCAUUUCGCCAAGAGCAGAGUCAGCUUUUGGGAGACUUUGACGACCAGGGCAACUGGAAUCCAACCUGAUUUUUGAUUUCGCGUUUGGACAGUCCGUUGUGUGUUUGUUGUGAUUUUUUAAUGUCGUUUUCAACUCUGACCAUUUGAUUUACUUUUUAAUAAAUUAACGAUUUGUACUAGAUUAAAAGACGUGAAAUA